CGCCUUCUUUUUCUCAUCGCAGGAAUCGAUGUAGGUUGAGCGGAGAGUUGAUUUCCAAGGAAAACCAAAGUUUUGACAGGGACGUGGUCAUGAAAAUGGGGAGUCUGCAGGUUAGUAGCCCUUUUGCAGCCUGUUACUCGGCUGUACGCGCAGUUCCGCCCGGUGCUUCGUUUCUAUGCACGGUCUACUCGGCCAGCCCCGUCUUUUGUGUACUUGUUCGCCGACCUGAGAGCCGCUACCGCGGAGGGUUAGGGUUAGGGAUGCAGCGCCUCUGGGAGGCGGACAUUUCGCGGCUGUGGUCAUCGGGUUGACGGGGGGCUGCUGCCCUGCCAUCUCCGCGGUGCCGUCUGUGUCUCCAGGCACCCCGCACUGUAACAUAUAUAUGAACAUAAAUGACCGCGUCGUUCUUCAUGGCAGACGCUUUAAUACCUGCAUGAAAGCCUCCCGGACUCCAAAGCUGCAGAGAGCAAGGGGCUACCUGGCUUGCUGUCAGCCGCAGAGUGUGCGAUCAGAGCCGUUACCACGCAGUGCCUCAGCGGUCAGGUUCUGCUGAGUUAGCCUCUGUGUGUUUAUGGUCAUGAUCAGGUAAAUUGGCCAUUGUGUCUGGUCAUGGUCAUAGUUCAGCGAGUUAAGUCAAAAUAGUCAGCUAAAUCUAAUCUAUGUGGUGUACAUGUCAAAUUAGCGCUGCUUUAAAACGCUUAAUUUAUUGGGUGCAGUAUUCAGUGUUCCAGCCGUAGGAGGCAGUAUUAAGACACCUGGGCAGAGCAUUGUGAGGUCAAGCUCAGAUUAGCAGAACGAAGGAGGGUUUCACACUUUCAAGCUGAUAAAGUAGAAUUUACACAGCUUCAUAUUUAAUGCUGACACUGACCAUAGCCACACAGAGCCUGAGGCAACUGGAGAGUGGGAUAUGAAGAUGUGGUUUCUCCUGUCCCCAUGUCCCCCUGUCCCCUGCUGUGUCUCCGUAGCUGUGUUUGGGUCCAGAUCUGGCGGGAUCUAUCCAAUCCUCAUUCUGAGUGGGCGUAGUGGCCAUGACGUAAGCAUUUUCAUCCCCUCUGGAGUGACCUGUGGAUGAACGACGGACAGUGUGUAUCAGGAUGCCAGAGAUGACAGAGAAUGCGAGCCGUCCUCACAAACCCCAGAGGAAGAAAAACAAAGAAACGCACAAUGCUGUGGAGAGACAUCGAAAGAAAAAGAUCAACGCUGGAAUUAAUCGCAUUGGCGAGCUCCUUCCCUGCUCCCAAGCCUUGAAACAGAGUAAGAACAUGAUUCUGGACCAGGCCUAUCGCUACAUCACAGAACUGAAGCAGCAGAAUGACACACUUCUACUCAAUGGUGGAGACAAGGUGCAAGCGGAGGAAAUCCGGAGGCUUCGGCGCCAACUGGACGAGCUCCGCAAGGAAAGCGCCCACUACAUGGAGCUGCUGAAGGCCAACGGCAUCAACUUUCUGGACGACCCCACAGUGCACUGGAAGGGCAGGCUGGGCCGCACCCGGCUCGCCAAGGUCACCCCAGCGCACUUGGUCCCCGAGGGCAUAAUCGUCUACUCCAACGGGAAUGUACUGUGCCCCGCAGGGGAGGAUCCGGCUGCCUCCAACCAGAACGCGGGGAAGCGGUCUGGUGACAUCGUAGCCAACCAGCCCGCAUGCAGUGUGGAACCUGCAUCCAGGACCAAAUUCUGCUUACAGGACCCCCCGGCCUCUCCUGCGGCCCAGCUCGUGCCUGUUCCGGGUCUCGUGGCUGUGGAGCAACACGCGAGUGACCCUCACGUCAUCUCCAAGCUGCCCGGCGGAGUGUCCUACAUCGCCGUCCCUGCCGUCUGCCCCUUGUCGGCAACAAGCUUAGCCACAGCCCAGCCCUCAAUCUCCACGGCAACGCAUAGCCCUGCACCCCAGGUCACUCUCCCUCUGGGGCCCCUCGCAGUCCCCUCCCUGCCCUCAGCUCUUGGUUCCACAUCACAGUCUCAGGAGUCAGCCCUGAGGACUCUGGCCUUGGACUCUUCUGCUGCAGUCACCCCAGAACAGGGCCCCCGAUCAUUCAGCACAGUUACCCUCCCCCAGAGCGUUGGGGACAGCCAUGCGCUCAGGAUCGGCAGCACCGGAAGCACGCAAACCACGUGGACAACGCUGCAGCUGGGUCCAAAUAGUGUGCAACCUUUCUGUCAUGCCAUAGUCAGCACCUCCUCUCCCACACAAACAUGCAACAGUACUGCACAGAGCCUGCAGGGGGCGCUCAUGCGUCCGACUAGCUCUGUUACCUCCAUUCAGCCUGUGCUGGCACAAGCCCAGGUCCAGAGUCCCCCUCCUGUACUGGGCCCCCCUCAGGUCACAGUCCAGACCUCUAUGCAGGUCCCACUACCGCCUCCUGUUCACGUCCCACUGCAGAGCACUGCACAGGCUCCACUCCAGGCUACACCCACAGUUCUGCCCCUGCUGCAAACCAUGCAGGUGUUGCAGAUGCGGAGCAACAUAGCACCUCCCGCUCCCCAAACCCCCAGUAACACCAAAGUGGUCAUCCUCCAGCCAACCAAUCCACCUGCGCCACAGGCAGUGAUCAGGGAAGGUUUAGCCAAUCAGUCAUCUUGCCAGCACAUUGUCAUCAUUCAGGCAAAUAAUCAGAAUUCCCUGCAGCAGAACCCCAGCGUGAAUGGGGCCCCGGUCGCAGUUCCUCUAACACAGCAGAUUGUUACGUCCAGCUGUGCGGCUUCCACUACUAAUGUGCACACGGUUGGCGGAAAGCAUCUGGUGCACAUUCUGCCACGACCACUAGCUCCGCCCACAUCUAGCCCAGCACCACCCGUGCAGGCACCCCAGACCAUAACAGUGAAUGGGCAGGUCUUCGCUCUGCAGGCAGUGAAGCCGCCAGCCGGGUCAUCUCUGAAGACUGCCCUGCAGAUUGUCCAGCCUACAACCAGCGAGGACCCAAACACCAACCUGACACUGCACAGCCUGGGGGCACUCGCCAAUCUCAACCAGAGCAUUUCACAUGUGUCCAAUCAGAGCCUGCAAUUCAAUGUGACCCCGCCCUCUUAUCCCCUGACCCCGAUUCCUAUUCCCGUCACCACAGCAGCAGUAAAUCCUGCUUUAGCCACCUCUACCACUUCGAUUACCAGUCCAGUUGGGGGCCCUGUGAAGGUAUUACUGAGGAAACCCGGGCCGGCCAUAGCAGCAAAACCUAAAUCAAGACGCACUGCCUCUAAGAAGGGUGUUUCAACCAAGAAAAUGGCACCUAGACAGAGGGAUGAUUCUCUCCCUCAUCCCAGAAUGGGAGCAGGACAGAAUCUGCCUGCAAUUGAAAAGCAAAUCCAGUCGACAGAGCCUUCAACAUCAACCGCCAUGCCAGAAAGGUGCUCCUCUACCAGAUCUACAGAACCUGCCCUUCAGCAGUCUGAGGAACUUAACAAUGCGCAGUGUGUCACGUCCACAGUAGAUGGAACCUCUGGAUCUGGUGCCAGUUCCAGUGCUAGUAGACCCAUAGUUUCCACUUCAGGUUCUCCAGAGUGUAUCUUUGCCGUUAGCCAUAUGACUUUGACACUGAAUAGCCCUACAGUUACUAGUGAGAGUCCUGCUCAGAGCAAAUCCGUAUCAUCUACUGCAGCUUCAUCAGAAUGUAGUAAAUCUGUGGUCAUCUUCACCAUUAGUGGACCCACAGUCUCUCCGGUGAGUGAACCUGUAGUGUCCGGUGCAACUUUGACAGAAUUCCCACCUGCUGUGAGCUGUGUCAGUUCCUCAGUCAGUAGACCCAUAGAUUCUCCUGUGAGUUCCACAGUGAGUAAACUUCUAGUUACCAGUGAUACUUCCACUGAUGGUAACCACAAAGUGCCCAGUUCUAGCUUUACAGUUACUGGGCUGAGUUUGUUGACGGGCACAUCGGUCAGUCAUCCUCUAGACCUUCAGGACUCUCUGACUAACGAACGGCCAGCACUUACUUCCUCUUCUUUGGCCACCCUCACGAGACCGUGUUCAGUAUUCACUUCCUCACCUGCUCCAAACGUUCUUCCUCCACUCACUGAGUGUGCAAAGCCCACCCCUCCUUCUCAGACUGUGAUUUCCCCAUUGGAACCCACAUUGUUGUCUCUGGCAUCGCCCCAGGGUAAUACUGUCCCUACAGAGCCAAGCAUGAAGAUUGCUGGAAGAGAUAGUGAGCCCAGUGGACACAGGGUAUCUGAUGAGGGAACAGAUAAAGGGGUUCCAGGGGGAGAAGAAGAGCUGUCCAGGAAGGCUUCGGCUCCACCUCAACAUGUGUGUGAAAUGGAGCAGGACACUCUUGGGCAGCCUCUGCUAUCCAGCCGACAGACGGAGUCCCCUGUGUUAGCUGGGCCUGGUGGUGCUCGUGGGUUCUCUGUGGCAUCUAUGCUUCCUCCUUGCCACGGAGUGAGCACACCUGGAGUCUCCUUUGCCACCUUCACCUUCACCUCGGAACAAGCAGAGAUCUUGGCUAUGGCUGCCAGAGCUAUCUUUGAACAAGACAGUCCCGGGAGGAGAUCUGGAAGCUGUGGGAUGGAGAGUCCCACACCUGGCCUUGCAUCAGGUCUCACCUCAGGUCCCACGUCAGACUGGGACCUUGCAAAAGCUCAGCAGACCUCCCACUCCAAGGAGAGGUCAAUAGGAUCCCAGCCCAAGCUGCCAAAAGCAAGCGAAAUUACAGCAGCUAGGCCUCUUUCAGAGGUCUCUGUUGAGUCUCUAGAGGCACCGGCUAGGGAGCUUCUGGCUGCUCCCUACCCACAGUCUUCUCAGGCCCAUUCCCAGUCCUCCCAGUCUCCCAGUGUCGGUAGCCUCAGUGUUAAUAACUUGAUAAGGCCUACUAGUUCCUGUCAGCCCUACCCCUGUUCUCCCAGCUUACCCCAACAGGUAUCAGCGCCGUCACCCGUGGUCCCCUCUAUGACCCAGCCCCCUGUUCUCCUCCCACCCUGCUCUGCCUCGGGACAAUUAUCUGAGUUGACUCCCUCGAAGACAGCCCUCAUGAGGGCAGCGGGUGCCGAACGCCGCAUGAAGGACUUGCCCAAACGCACCGCCCAGGAUGACAUGAUGGUAUCGGGCAGCAAGAGGCCAAAGCCCUGCUCUGCCAAUGCCGUCACUCGGAUAGACAUGAAGGCUGUGUCUUCAGAUCAUGUGCAGAUGAUGCCUGGGCACCUUCCUGCUAGCUUAGGAAGCUCCUCUGCUCCCGGCAACCGAGCUCACCCCACAGAUGGGAUCAGCCCAUUGUUCCCUGGGAACAGCUUCAUGAACACGGUCCUAAGGCAAACUGAUAGCCAAUGCAGUUCCCAGGUGCUCCAGCAGGAACAUCUGCAGCCGAGUCGCAGUCAACAUGGCAAUACUGGCCACCACCAACCAGGAAACCCUUACCUGAAGCAACAGGAACAGCAGCAGCUUCAAGGCCAAAGGCAACAUCUGUACCAGCUGCAGCACCAUUUGAUCCAACCUGACCCCACACAGCUUCAUAGCCUCCACCAGAGGGUACUGCAGCAAGAUCAGCACAUACAAAAAAAGCGGGGAAUGGUUCGAGGAAGUCAACAAGCACCAAUCAUUAGCCUUACGCAGAAGCAGCAUCAUGUGGAGAAGAAUGGAGUGCAGCAUCAGCAACAACAGCAGCAACCACAGCAGCAACCACAGCAACAGCACCAUCAGCAGCAGCAACCACAGCAACAGCACCAUCAGCAGCAGCAACCACAGCAACAGCACCAUCAGCAACAGCAGCAGCAACCACAGCAACAGCACCAUCAGCAACAACAGCAGCAACCACAGCAGCAGCAUCAUCAGCAGCAACAGCAGCAGCAACCGCAGCAGCAGCAGCACCAUCAGCAACAGCAGCAACCGCAGCAGCAGCAGCACCAUCAGCAACAACAGCAGCAACCACAGCAGCACCAUCAGCAACAGCAGCAACCGCAACAGCACCAUCAGCAAUCACAGCAACAGCAUCAUCAGCAGCAGCAGCAAACACAGCAACAACAACAGCAUCAUCAGCAACAGCAACCACAGCAACAGCAUCAUCAGCAGCAACAGCAGCAACCACAGCAACAGCAUCAUCAGCAGCAACCACAACAACAGCAUCAUCAACAACAACCACAGCAACAACAUCAUCAGCAACAGCAGCAGCUACCACAGCAACAACCGCAUCAUCAACAACAGCAACCACAGCCACAGGCUUCCCACUCGAUGCACCAACACAUCCAACAACAUCUCCAGCAGCAGCAGCACUUUGGUGGCCGCCAUCAAGAGAAGAGCCUCCUGCACCCUCAGCAACAGCCACGGCAGGACCAGCAGGUCACUCAGAGCCACAAUGUCAUGCAAAGGCUGAUCAGCUCCAGGUCUCUGGAACAGCAGUUGACCCCACAAGCUGGCAGCACUGUGUCACGUUCAUCUGAUAUGACCUGUGCCCCGUCGCGGCAGGAGCGCCAUCGCAUCUCCAGCUACUCUGCAGAGGCUCUCAUUGGGAAGUCUUCAUCCAGUGGUGAGCAGCGUCUGGGGCUCCCCCUGCAGGCCCCUCGCUCCGCCCAGGACCAGCCGGACAUGCGCCCCUACCUGGAUGUGUCACGAGGGAAAGGGACCCACAACCCACAGGGGCGGCUCCCACCAGAGCACCCGGGGCCCGGGGACCUGCAGCGCGUCUCUGAAUGCGCCCCCUUUAAAGCUCUGAGCGGUGGGCAGCACACGCUGGCCGGCUUUGAAGCACAGGCUUCUAAGGCUGGCCCAACGGCACACCGGGCUGUGCAAACACAAGGCUUCAGGAUGGGAUCCAGCGUAGCAGGGGACCGGCAGCCUCGGGGGCCAUACCCUGGCCAGCAGGGGGUGCCUGUGGGCACCGGGGUCCAGCGAGACCACGACAGCUGCCAGCAGAGCUUCAUGCAGAGCCUCCUGGUGCCACAGGUAGAGCAGGUGGGCCACCAGAGGGCGCCACAGUGCUGCCCCCCUGUCAGCAUGGACUACGGCUGUGUGUCGGGCACCCCAGGGGGGGACCUGCAGGCUAAGGCUGGCAGCCCCAGCGUGCCCCCCGUACAGAAGCCACCCGCCAUGCGGCUCAGUGACACCAGCAAGGGGCACAUUAAUGCACAGAUCGGAGGCAACAUGCACAGUGGAGGGGUCAGGGCGGGCCUGCACCCCCCCACAUCCCACAGCAGCGCCGAAUCCAGUCUCCCCGCUGCCCCUCCCACGGUGGCCCGGCCGCUGAAUGCAGUCAGCCAGCGUUCCCGCCACCUGGGCCCGGACACCCAGACCGGCAAGCUGCGACCCACAGAGCGGUCUCGAGCCAGCACUCUGCGGCCCGGGAACCCAUUUGAGAGCGAGGGGCACCUGGCCCUGCCCGCAGGGGGCAGCGUCCUGCUGGGCCGGCAGCAGCCGGGGGGUGACGCACGCAGGGGCAGCAUUGUGCGCUUCAUGGCCGACAGUGUGCAGGUGGGGGGAGAUGGCUUGGUGUCCGACCAGCACCUGGCUCAGAAUUUCGGCUUCUCCUUCAUCCCAGACAACGCCCCCGGCAUCAAUACCAACCCCACCUUCAUGCCACCGGUGAGCCAGCCCAGCACAGCCCGCACCCCGGCCAUCCUGCCAGUGGAGCCCCAGGCCCCACUUUCCUCCUUCUACCCCUCAUACUCCCCCGCGGCACACCCCAGCCUACCCAGUGACAUCCAGCUGCAGUACUUCCCCAACCAAAUGUUCAGUAGCCCCAACACAGAGAAGGCCCCCGGGCCACCACUCAACAACCGUUUUGGCUCCAUUCUGUCGCCACCCCGCCCAGUGGGCUUCACACAGGCCAGCUUCCCCCUCCUCACCGACAUGCCCCCCAUGCCCAUCACCAACUCCUCGGCCAUCACCCCACAUCUGUCCAACUUCAACCUGACCUCCCUAUUUCCUGAGAUCGCCACAGCGAUGCCGGCCGAUGGCUCCACUAUGCCCAUGUCCCCACUGCUGUCUCUCACCAACACAUCAUCCUCGGACUCCGGGAAGCAGCCCAACCGCCCCGCCCACAAUAUCAGCCACAUCCUGGGGCAUGAUGGGACCUCUGCCAUCUGAUGAGGCCGGGUCUGUGGGUGGCACAGGGUUAAAAAUCCAGCCGUCUUGUGUUCAGAGUGUUUUUCCUAACCUUUACAUUUUUUUUUUUUUUUUUUGACAAUCCUCAUUCCUGUGGACACUGCUGUCGCCUGGCAUCUGACAACCACCAAGGAGUUGGAAAGACCUCGCAUGACGGUGACACUAGCCAUAGCCAUCUAACAUUUUCUUUAUUAUUUUUUUCCAUUUUUUUUUAGAUCUCAGAGUGGUGGGGUGGGUGGGCUCCCUUUAUACAAAUGUUUACAGUUGUAUCUCCUCAGAGAGGAGGCCUGUGACAUCUUUCAGCAGCUAUAGCACAAACCGUGACUGUUUCUCACUAAAUAACCAAACUGAUAUCAGGGUUGAUUUUAUAGCAAUUUGGAUCUGUGUGAAAAAUGUAAAAUUUCUUAUUUAUAACAACUGUUAGUACAUCAUGUAGAUACCUGUAAAUAUAUAAAGUUGAUUAUUAAAGAUUUUCUAAUUUAAAAGGGACAGUGCUUGUUUUUCAGGUGAAUCUGUUACCUGCGGCAACAUAAAUGUGUUUCUCAGAUCGGCCUGUUUGAUUUCGAAGGGUUCAGUGUGGGUGCCGGCCAUUCCAUCGGUGGCACGGAUUUAAGUUUAAGUAUGUUUUUGCAAUGCAAUCAAAAUUCGUGAACAUCAGGGGUCAUAAGAGAAAAGGUGUGACUUGAAAAUAUCUAAUUUAAUUUCGCAAAUUUGUUAACCGCCCCUGGGAAAAUAUGGCGAUCCGUGGCCUGUGGGAAUACUGGCUGGGGACUGGGGUUAGGAACACCUACCGUCUAUCACUGACAUCUUCGCUGUGUUGUUCUUCACAUGUCCACACGGGGGCAGCACUGCAUUGGGCCUGUAUAUAAAUGUCUCCAAGCUCACUGUAUGCAUCCAGGGUCACCAUGAUCCUUAAGUGUAUAAGUGUUUAUGUUGCACUGCAAAACACGAUUUUGAAAGUGCUGUUCCUUUGCUCUCCUGUUUCGGCAUUUGGCCUGGUGGGGCUUCCAGCCAGUGGUGCAGUGUUUCCAGAACUCGGGACUCUUUAUUGCCAGUAUGUGAACAUACCGGAAUUGGUUGUGGUUCAGUGCAAACACUGAACACAGAGACUGCAGUUAACAGUUGGACAACUGUGCAGUGCAAACAUGACAGGGUGUUAAAUAAAUAAACAAACAUACAGUGCACACAGGCAACAUGGUACACUUGACAGUGAUAGUGGUAUACGUGUGUAAUGUGAAAAGAUGGCAAGUGUGCAGCAUAGUAAGCAGUGAAGAAGAAGUGCAAAUGUGUUCGGCAUAUUGGCUGUAAGGAGUGGUUAUUUCAGUUACUGUUGCUUUUCUGUCGGCUUGAACCAAUCUGGCCAUUCUUCUGUGACCUCAAAUAACAACCAUUCAAAUCCACUGUCAAACCCUGAACCCUCUGAUGGGGGAAUCAGCACCUUACCCACGGCGCCACUCUGCUAUGAUGAGGCUCAAAUUUGACCUCCUUUCUCAUAUACUUUUAUUGUUGUAGUUUUUGUUGAUUGGAAAAGUUUUGCUUUGUGAGAAAUAUAUUUGUGUAGCUCCCGCUCCAAUACUGCUUACACCUGUGCUUUCAUUGGACACUCAGCGCUAAUGCCUAAACAAACCGUUCGUUGAAUAUUUGCCUCAUCUGCUGUGAAAUCAAGCAUGCAGUAAUACCCAAAUACCCCCACUCUGCCCUUCACUCCCAAGGGUGUGAACCAGCAGUAUGGAGGUUGGAUGCUUCACGUUGUCGUUUCACAUUUUUGACUUUAUCCAAAAACAAACUGCUCCUAACGUGUGAGCCCCUGCUGGACCCCCACCAUCCAGUCUGCCCCUUGCCUUGGACCUUGUGGUUCCUAGGAUAGGAG
This is a messenger RNA of Brienomyrus brachyistius, 9891 nucleotides long. RefSeq names its product basic helix-loop-helix domain-containing protein USF3. The record is from RefSeq and is a predicted model, not a curated record. Gene Ontology annotation, molecular function: protein dimerization activity. NCBI's taxonomy places the organism in Eukaryota, Metazoa, Chordata, Actinopteri, Osteoglossiformes, Mormyridae.